GUCGCAGUCGUUGUAGUUGUGCCCACACAGUCGCACAUACGUUACAGCAUUGCGCAACAGUUUGACAAGCGCGCGUGGCUCUCAAACUGUAAGCGCCAGCAGCUUAAAAAGAGAGCGUGAGAGUGUCAACGAUAAAAAGAGUGCAAGGUUCUAGUCCUGGCGCUGACUUGAUGCUGUGGCUGCUAUUAAGUUGUGAUUGCUGUUGUUGUUGUUACUGCUGCUGCUGCUCCUUUGUGCAACUUGUUAUUAUUAUUGUGGCUUGAGUGGAGCGCGUACAGUUCAACGCUUAAGCAACGCAGUGCCAGGGGCGGGGGUAGGAGGAAGCCCCAAGAGUGUUUGCCGACAAUGUGGAAAAUCGUUAAAAAAUAAAAAAGAAAAAAAUACAAUAAAAAAAUAAAAAGCCGUUGCGACUAGCAAACCGAAAAGCGUACUUAAGUUAAGUUAAUAGACAGGACUCAGUUUACGCAUGGACAAAGGCACAAUGAAGCGCAAGCAGAGAAGAUACAGAACCACGUUCAAUACGCUGCAGCUGCAGGAGCUGGAACGCGCCUUUCAGCGCACUCACUAUCCGGACGUAUUCUUUCGCGAGGAGCUGGCCGUGCGCAUUGAACUGACGGAGGCGCGUGUGCAGGUCUGGUUUCAAAAUCGACGCGCCAAAUGGCGCAAGCAGGAGAAGCUGGGCGUUGAUUACAAGGACGCCACGGGCUUGGAGCUGGAUGUGGAUGUGUCCUUCGACGAGAGCGCCGUGCUUGGUCAGCUGGACAGCGCCUUGGCUGCUGGCAGUGGCGGCACGCUGCUUCCGGAUACGCCGCCGCAGUCGGCCAACUCGCUGGACAACGAGCUGAAAGCGCCUUAUGGCUCCGUUGUGAUGUCACCUUCGCGUCUGUCACCCAAUAUCUUUCUAAAUCUGAACAUUGAUCAUUUGGGAUUGGAACGCGGUGGCAGCGGUCUCUCCAUGGAAUGGUCCACCUACCCGCCGUCCACGCUGUCCACGCCGCAGGAGCAGACGCCACAGCCUCAGCCAGCGGCGCUGCAACAGCAACAGCAGCAGCAGCAGCAGCAACAACAUCAGUUUGGUUCCACGCUGGAUCUGGACAUUGGCGACGGCAGCUGCGCCUAUGAUGAGAUGAAAUUCCUUGGCGUAGAUCAGUUUACCAUCGAUAGCUUCAAGGCCGACUGCAUACUGAGCAUGGAGCAGAGUCUGCCGCUCUCGCAGUCGAACAACCCGAACUCUAGUCACAUCUACGAAUCGCAGUGCCAUGCUCAGGAUAAUGGUGCACUGCACUCGCUCUGCUUGGAAGGCUUGGGCAUGGGCACGCCCACAUUUGGCAGCCUCUCGCUGCUGUCGUCGCAGGAGGAGCAACGGCUGACAGCGCCAAAGACGCCGCCUUCGCUGCUCGUGCUGGACAAGACGCUGCCAUCGUUAAGCAUGGGCGUCGAUGGCAUUGCCGAUCUGGUGGAGCAGCUGCAUCAGCAUCAGCAUAAUGUGGGCGUGUAAACCAUUUAUGCUCGCUCUAGUUGAAUUUCUG
Molecule: messenger RNA, 1529 nt
Organism: Drosophila busckii
Lineage: Eukaryota; Metazoa; Arthropoda; Insecta; Diptera; Drosophilidae
Gene: Pph13
Exons: 3
Coding region: 467-1498 (343 amino acids)
Biological process (GO): regulation of transcription by RNA polymerase II
Molecular function (GO): RNA polymerase II transcription regulatory region sequence-specific DNA binding; DNA-binding transcription factor activity, RNA polymerase II-specific
Source: RefSeq, a predicted model, not a curated record